AUGGAAGUUGGUGCUGUUAAACAGGCUUUUAAUAAUGAGGUUAUUCUAAUGAAGAAACAUUUAAAUCAAGCGAAAAUUCAAAUCAUACAUAAGCUUACUAGGAAGGCUAAAACAUUAACUGAAAAAAAAGCUCCAGAAAAAUUAAAAGAGAAGCUAAAAAAGAAAGCUGAAUCAGCUGUUAAAGAAGUUUUGAUUAUAAAGAAAAUCAAAGCAAAGGACCUUGCAAAAUUUAUAGUAACACAUGAUGGAGAGCUUAACAACUAUCUUAACACACCUGAUGUCAAUCAAGAUAAGGCAUGUGCCAGAUUAUUACUUCACAAAUGCUUACAAGAAAAAUACAGAUCCAUAAGAGAUAGAUUUGGUAAAUCUUCGAUAGAGGAUCUUCUGAUGUCUCGGUUAGAGAGACGAAAAUUAAGGAAGGAAGCUAGAGAGAAACAAAAAAAUAAAAGGAAAGGAAAGGAAGCAUUUAAUAAAGCGGUAAAUAUUGAAGGUACAUGGGAGGUUGAAAAAAUAGUUAAGGAUAAAAAUAUUGGUGUAUUAGAUGACAGUGAUGGCAAGGAUGACAAUGAUGAUAAAUGUCUUGGCAAUGAGUCAGUGCAGUCAGUUGACGAAGUUGAUAAAUCUCAAUUAGAUAAUGAGUCUGGUGAUGAAUCAGAACCUGAGAAUGAAGAAGAAGAAGAGGUAGAAGAUAACUUCUUGCAACACAAGGAAAUUGUCAAGGAUGACGAUAAAAGUGAUGACAGUGGUAAAAUAAGUCCAAAUAUUGAAAGAACUCUCACAAGUAAGAAGGUCCAAAUCCUAAACGGUAAAAAUAAUGCAAGAGAUUCAACUAAUUUACAAAAAGAUGUAAAUAAAAAGAAAAAAGAAGUUAACAAAAAUAAGAAUUUUAAUGACAAGAUUCUCAAGAGGAAAUUUAACAAAGAAAUACAGGAGCGAAAAGUACAAGAAGUAAAAGUUGUUGAUCCAUUCUUUAUAACUCCUACAGGUGAAAGCUAUCUAUCUGUAGUUGAACCAAGACAACCUGAUGAAGUUAAGGAGGUCCACAAACAAGGGAAUAGGCAAUACAGAAGAGCAGUUAUGUUUGGCCAUGUACCUAAACCUAAACCUAGAAGGAAUGAUUUUAAUUUGGAUAAUGGGGAAUACAAAAACAUAUCAAAUGCAAAUAAUAGAUUUAAUAAUAACUAUGGUAGUCAAAAACAAAAUAGACAGUAUAUGGACGAAAAUGUAAAACAAAAUGGAGAAAGUGAAAAAGUAGAAAAAUUACAUCCCUCGUGGGAGGCUAAAAAGCGCAAAUCCGGUCUUUUACCAUUCCAAGGUAAAAAAAUUGUUUUUGAUGAUGGUGAAUAA
Messenger RNA from Parnassius apollo (apollo), 1347 nucleotides. The record is from the annotation of a GenBank genome assembly. Lineage: Eukaryota; Metazoa; Arthropoda; Insecta; Lepidoptera; Papilionidae.